This is a messenger RNA of Cherax quadricarinatus, 1588 nucleotides long. Lineage: Eukaryota; Metazoa; Arthropoda; Malacostraca; Decapoda; Parastacidae. The record is from RefSeq and is a predicted model, not a curated record.
UCAAGCACAAACUGAAACUUAAGAGAUGUGGGAUGGAUUGCAGUACGAGUGAUGCCAGCAGUGGUGUUGGCAGCACAGGUGAGGCGGGUGCUUUGCAAGCCUCGCCUCGUCAAGCUCGACUUGUUUCCUUCCCUCCGUUGUCUGAGCACGAUAGUCCGGGAACUCCUCGAUACCUCUGCAUUUAUCACCUCCAGUGUGUAUGUGCGUGUGUGUGAAACAAAUUAAUACGAGAACAACUGUUUAUAGCCACUAGCAUGAACGGCAGGAUCCGGUGGUGAUAAUGGAAAGAUGUGAAUUAUGAGGUGGACUAACUGCUGGAGAUGCUUAGUUGGUCUUUCCUGCUGUAUACCCGUCAUAUACCAGUUCUAAAAAUAAUCAGUGACCCCUGCCACCCUGUUGAGGAAGGCAAGGUGAACGUGUGCGCGGUGGUGACCUUAGCCACGAGAGGAUGGCUCAUUCCCAAGAAGAUAUCCAGAACAACAACUUCCAGGUAGAGCCGGACCCUCUCACCACCUCACCCACCGCCACACGCAUCAACAUCAACCAACCGGUAACAUCUACAGCAGUGUUUACCAGCUCCUCGGUCCUGGCACAGAUAGUAGCCAGGAAUCUGGAUAACCAGACAGAUGACACGGCGCCGAAUAGUCUAGGCAGCAUUACGUAUAACGAUGAGUAUUUGGAAGACCCGCUACCAGAUCUAACUCUUGAAAACCUGAGAAUUCCUGAAGAAUAUGGAGACCCUUCGCUCGGGUAUGAGUUCAUCAACCCAGUUGAGUCCGAGAGUCGCCUGGAUAACUCUGCCGCCCUCCUCAAACAACUGGAGGGGCUGGGCGUGAGGGUCAAAGAGGACUAUAUAUCCCUAGACUUUGACUUGACUUCUCGCAGCGCCAGCGUCAGUAGUGUGUCUGAUCCAGGGAGUGCUGGAGAGGAUCACGACCUGCCUUCCCUGAGUCACCUUGAAUCCCCACGUUAUCGAAAUCGCGGAGCCUUGUCUGGCCAAUCAGUUUUUAUCUCCUCCCGCCAGAGAGAACACGUAUGUUUGGAAAAGUUGGACCGAUUGCAAGAAGACGAUCACGAUGAAGUGUUCGCGGCAAUAGAAGAAUUAGACCACGAAGUUGCAGAGGCAGAAAUCCUACCCUCUGGGGGUGUUAAGGUAACCUAUGAAAAUUACAAGAAGGAGUAUCGUCCCAGGAUCAGUCCUCAUCACAAUUUUUUAAAAUUCCUGGAGACGGUGCACAGCGGGGCAGUGACGGAGGAAGUAGCAGAUGUGAGCCCUGAGGCUUUGUCUGAACCCUUGAACACUUUUGAAGCUCGCUACAGGCGAGCACUUCUAGCCUUCCAGAGAGGAGUUUUAAGAUCAGACCUCAGAGUACGGAACCUCUCAACAUUACCCAGCAAGUAUGCUCAAAAGCUACGCAAAUUUUUAGCUGAAGAAGUGAGCUACAAUGCUGUCACUCCUGACAGUGGUGUCCAUGAGACCUUCAAUGCACUCUCCCCUGAAGAACAGGAAAAACAGAGAGAAGAAUGGAAGUCUGAACUAAUCAAGAGGACCUCAGAAGCCCAGCUGAACUACAUCACAUCUUGGUGA